GACAAAAUUAAAAAUAUUAAAAUAGCAUUCUGUCAAUUUCAAAAUUGGCAACUAAGGAAGUAAAUAUAAACAUCUGGAGAAUGGCUGGUUUUGGUUUCGCGGGACGACGAUCUUUUUAUAAAUGGAUAAACACAAUUUUCAAUAAGGUUGAUAAUCACCGUAUAAAAGAAGUAGGACCUGACCGAGCAGCUGCAGAAUGGCUUUUGAGAUGUGGUGCAUCUGUUAAAUGGAAAGACCAAAAAUGUUGGGUGUCAGAUUAUAAUUCCCUGGAAGUAAACACAAAAUUGCAGCAUGUUAUUGAAGAUAUUGAUGCUACAGAAUCAUGCAUAAUGAAUGAAGGAUUUCAUUACUUCAAUGGUCUGAAUAAUUUAAGAAAAAUCAAGUUCCGUAGAUGUAUUUAUUUGGAUGAUACCUGCAUUCAUAAGUUGACUGAGACUGAUGUUAAAAAUUCUUUGCAGCAUCUUGAAAUAAUUAGUUGUGGCAAUAUAACUGACAAUGGUGUUCUUGGUGUAACAAAAUUUAAGAAUUUAAAGAAGCUCCAUCUCUUUGAUCUACCAGAGGUGAACAGGGAAUGUCUAUGUGUUCUUAUCAAGAGUCUACCUGAUUGUGAUAUUGAUUUCCCAGAGAAGAAAUCCUCUAAUGAUGUGUGAUAAGACAAAGUCUAACUAUAAACCAUCUCUUUUUGUAUUUGAAAAGAAUUGUAAGAAUAAUUUAUGAAUAUUUUUGUCUAGCAAUUAUGCAAUCUGAAGAGUAAAAUGAGUGUUCUAAAUUUGUUUAUGAGUUAUUUGCAGUGCCAGUAAUUGAACUUCACCUGUUAUUUGUUCAUUUAUUUUAAAUUUGCAGAGAAAUAAUUUUCAAGCUCUUGGUUAAAAAUGGCAUUUCUGGAAAACAACUGAAGUUUGAUUUUCGUAGAGAAUAGUGUUAAAUAUAUCGUUACAAAAAUGAUUUUGUAUGUUCACUAGUCUCAAGAUUUUUAUAUGUAUGUAUUUUGUUGCAAAAAAUAAAUUUUAUCUUUAAAAAAUAAAA
This is a messenger RNA of Parasteatoda tepidariorum (common house spider), 1026 nucleotides long. Its product is annotated as ATP synthase subunit s, mitochondrial. The record is from RefSeq and is a predicted model, not a curated record. NCBI's taxonomy places the organism in Eukaryota, Metazoa, Arthropoda, Arachnida, Araneae, Theridiidae.